AUGGCCCCAGAAGAUAGGCAGUAUUUAACUAAAGGGGUUCCUGUAUAUGCAAUGGUGGUGGCAGCGGCCACAACAAAGGAGUUAGCUGAAAUUUCUGUAUCUCUUCAUCCACCGAACAAGGAUUCUUUGCCCGAAGUGACGAAACCAAGCCUAAGCCAACCAGCAGCCGCCAGCCCAGUUGGCAGCUCUCCAUCGCCACCUGUAAACGGUGGCAACAAUGCCAAAAGGGUGGCAUUACCGAACGGUCAACCGCCAAGCGCCGCCCGUUACAUGCCUCGGGAGGUGCCUCCGCGAUUCCGUUGCCAGCAGGACCACAAAGUGUUACUGAAACGUGGACAGCCUCCACCACCAUCUUGUAUGCUUCUUGGUGGCGGGGCUGGACCACCUCCUCCUCCCCCCCCUCCCCCUCCUCCAGCAUCUGGAGUGAACCCCAACAACAACGCACAACCAGCAUCUGGAGCACCUCUGCAGAGUGAUAGUGGGACUUCACCAGAUGCAACAACUGGGGGUGCUGCUACUUCAAAUUAUGCAAAUCCCAACUGGGGCCCUGGAGUGUCCUCCAGCACCAACGGCACCACCACCAAUCCUAAUCGUUGCUGGGAGAAGGUGAUUGUAGACGGGUCUGAUAUGGAUGAGUGGCCUUGUAUUUCCAGUAAAGACACAGAGUCAUCUUCCGAAAUUAUCACCGAUAACAACAGUGCCUCGAACCCUGGUUCAGAGAAGAGCACCCCUUCAGGGGGCACAUCUAUCUGCAAGGGAAAAGGAAGUCAGUGUCAAACUGGAAGUGCUAGUAAUGAAUGUACUUUGGGAGCUUGGAACUCUGGUCUAAAGCCUAAAGCUGUUCAAUCUUCCAGUCCUGCCCUUGACGGCAGUGGUGGACUUGGAAAUUGGAAAACCUUGUGUGGCCAGGACAGAGUCAGUCCCAUUUCCAGUUCAAGCAAUUUUAACCCAAAUACCAACCCAUCUGCUUGGCCAGCACUUGUCCAGGACACCAGUUCUAGGAAAGGGACUUCGGAGUCUGAGUGUGGAAACUCCAAUGCACAGCUUAGCACAACAGCUCUGAAUUCUAGGGAUCAGCAGUUAAAGAUGGAAAAUGCGGGUGUUAAUUGGAAUUUUCCUGGUGGAGAGCAAAUUCAAAUGCAUAACACUGAUGGACCAAAAAAUGAAAACACUAACUCCUUGAACUUAAACUCGCCAAACCCUACAGAGAAUAAGGGAAUAACUUAUGUAAUGGGUCUGGGGAACCCUUCCAGGAAUGCUGAUACCCCUUUACAAAGUACUGCAGAGAAAAAAUCUGGGAGUGCAGGAUCUUGGGGUGGGGUUAGGGGUGCUUCUGGAACUGACACAGUAUCUGGACAGAGCAAUUCUGGAAAUAAUGGGAACAAUGGAAGGAAUGCCGAUGAUUCUUGGAAAGGUGGUCCUGUUCAAAAGCCUAACGGAUCAAGAAGCGACUCUUGGGACAGUAGUAGCAGGUCCACUGGUGGAGGGAGUUGGAACUUUGGGGCUCAGGACCUGAGUGAAAGCAGACGAUGGACUGAAGGGAGCAAAACAUCUGGGGUUUCUCAGGGAGAUUGGAAACAGUCUGGGUCUGAAGAACUGAAGAUUGGGGAAUGGAGUGGUCCAAACCAACCAAAUUCUAGCACUGGAGCAUUGGACAAUCAAAAGAGCCACUUCCUACCUGAAAACCAAGGCAGUUCCCAGACAGUGUUUUGGGGUAGGUCUUCCAGCUCCACAGGAAGUGAGGUUGGAGGUCAAAGCACUGGAAGCAACCAUAAAACAGGAAGUACUGACAGCCGUAACUCUGGCAGUCGGUCACAUAGGGUUCCACCUACUGAUUCACAGGUAGUCUUGCAAAAUUUUCUAAGUAGAAGUGACUUGGACCCCAGGGUGCUUUCAAACUCUGGGUGGGGCCAAACUCAGAUUAAACAGUUCACAUCUUGGGACAUUGAAGAGUCACCCAGAAGGGAGUCAAAGUCUGAUAAAGGAACAGAUGGGUGGGAGAGCUCUGCCACACAGACAAAGAACUCAGGGGGCUGGGUGGAUGAACCUAGCCAAAGCAAUCAAAUAAAGUCUGGAUGGGGUGAGCCUCCUACCCCUGCUGAAUGGAAGGAUCUCAAAAAUCAGACAGGGCGAGUUGAGUUUAAGAAUAGUCCUGGUUGGUGUGGAAGGCAAGAUGAAAAGACUUCUCCAUCUUGGAAUAAUGGUGCCAACAACAAAGAUCAGGGAUGGUGUGGGAGGCAGACAAAUCAGAGCUGGUCAUCUGCAAAGAACAGUUGGGUAGAAAAUACUGAGCCAGCAAAAGGUAGUGGCUGGGAUGAUGUGGGAAGUAAGCCAACCUCUGGUUGGACUGAUAACAGUCAAAAUGAAAUUGGAACUUGGGGCAGUACUGCAAGUGCAAAUACAAAUUCAGCUCCAGGUUGGAGUGAACAGCCUAAACAAGCCAACUCGUGGAAUAAGCAGCAAGAAACCAAUGCCCCUUGGUGUCCACCACCUGGCAGUGGGCGCCCAUCAAAUCCCAACUGGACUAGUGGGCCGAUACCAGCUCCUUUGAAAGAUGACGAACCCAGUGGCUGGGAGGAACCUUCUCCCCAGUCUAUUAGUCGAAAAAUGGACAUUGAUGAUGGUACCUCUGCUUGGGGUGAUCCUAAUAGUUACAACUAUAAGAAUGUAAACCUGUGGGAUAAAAAUAUGCAAAGUAACGGGCAGCCAUCACGAGAACAGAGCCUGGGUAAUGCAGCUGCAAGCAAGUGCCAAGCUGGUUGGCAUGAAAAUGUGACCUCUACCACUGCUACCCCAGUCGAUAAUGGUACAUCUGCAUGGGGAAAGCCAAAUGAGACUGGUUCAGGAUGGGGUGAUCCAGAUGAUACCAGAACCUCAGCUACAGGCUGGGGGAGCUCACCUGCAAACCCUCAAAAUGCAAUGAAAUCCAGUUCAAAAUCUGUUCCUGAUGGUUGGGGAGAGAGUGACAGGGCUGUGUCUGGAAAUCGUCAUUCAAACUGGGAAGAGGAUGAAGAUGAAGGAGUCUGGAGUUCAGGCUCUCAGGGAACCAGUUCCACUUACAAUUCAUGUAGCUGGGGUCAGGGAGGCAAAAAACCUUCAAGUAAGAGUUCGCUAAAGGCUUCAAACACUGAUUCCUGGAUUAAUCCUCUUUCCAAGCAGAUGUCACAGAUGGGAUUGCUGAAUCAUCAUGAUGAUCCUACAGGCAGCAAGAUGGACAUAUCAGUGGCAGGAGGGCUCUCAGAUAAGAAGGCAGAGACAGAGAAACGAAUGAUGAAUCUUGGGGAAAAUGGAAUUAUGAGAAAAGAUCGAUCAGCUUUCCGUCCACCCAUUUCCAAAGAUGUAGGAGCCAUGGAUAGUGGCCCUUAUUUUGAAAAGUUGACCUUGCCUUUCUCCAAUCAAGAUGGGUGCCUUGGGGAUGAGGCCCCCUGCUCUCCUUUCUCCCCUACCCCCAGCUACAAACUGUCUCCCUCUGGUUCCACACUACCCAAUGCCAGCCUUGGAGCAAUCGGCUCGGGGCUCAGCCCCCAAAACUUCAGUGCUAGACAAAUUGGCGGUCACGGUUUGUUUGGGAACACCACUCAGUCAAGAGGAAUGCACAACAGUCCAGUGCCUCCACUGAACAACUCCACCAACCUCCGGGCUCCAAUGCCUCCGCAGUUCCUUUCUCCUCCGGUGUCUGCCUCCAUGCUGAAACAUUUCCCUGCAAACAACAGCUUAAACCCAGGACUUUUUAAUAUGGGCCCACAGCUUUCACCACAACAGCUUGCCAUGCUCAGCCAGCUUCCACAGAUACCACACUUCCAGUUGGCUUGCCAGCUUCUCCUGCAGCAGCAGCAGCAGCAGCAGCAGCAGCAGUUACUGCAGAACCAGAGGAAGUUCUCUCAGGUAGUCAUGAGGCAACAACAAGAACAGCAGAUUGCCAGAAUGGUAAAUGCACUUCAGCAACAGCAGCAGCGGCCUCCUGGGAUGAAGCAUUCGCCAUCACACCCAUCUGGUCCCAAGCAACACUUGGAUAACAUGGUACCAGGAGUCUUAAAUGUGGGGCUGUCAGAUCUACAGGCUAAAGCACAGAUGCCGGGUUACAAUGCAGGUUAUGGCUCUAAUGUGAACCUUGCUGCCAUGGAUUUUAACAAUAUGGUAGGUGGAAAAGAAGGUGGGACUGAAUCUCGAUUCAAGCAGUGGACUUCGUUAAUGGAGGGACUACCUGGCAGUAUGCCUCCUGACCCCAGCAUGCACAAAAAUGGAGCUAUUGUGCCCCCUACAAAGCAUCGUGGUGGAUCACCUUAUCACCAGUUUGAUAUUAUGGGUGACUCGCUUGCCACAAAUCCUGGUCCUGGCAGUGACAGCUGGUUGUCUGCAAAAUCGUCACCGACAAACAAGCUUGGAAACAAGUCCACAAAUCCCAGCUGGCCUCCAGGGUCUAAUUCUUCCCUCAACACCUCGCUGCCUUCACCCGGUGCCUGGCCGUACAGUGCCUCUGACAGCUCCUACAUACCCAACACUUCAGUGAAGUUUGAUUUCAAAUCAUCCUGGUCUCCUGAUCCAAUUGGACCUAACCCUGCAUCCUUGUCUACUAAGAUGUGGAGAAAUCCAGUGCCCUCCAGGAACACUACAGCUGUACCCCGGCCACCACCAGGCCUGACAAAUCAGAAACCUUCAUCUCCUUGGAGCAGCACGGCACCUCGAUUAGGAAGGGGGUGGGGGGGGCAGGAUGUCAGAUAUUCCUCUGGCUCUACCUGGAGCGAUGGUGGCUCAGUCAGAACAAGCUGCUGGCUGGUUCUUCACAAUCUCACUCCUCAGAUUGAUGGCUCCACCUUGAGAACCAUCUGCAUGCAGCAUGGCCCACUGCUGACAUUCCAUCUGAACCUGACACAGGGUACAGCACUGAUUCGAUACAGCACCAAACAAGAAGCAGCAAAAGCCCAGACUGCACUGCACAUGUGUGUACUGGGGAACACUACCAUUCUAGCUGAGUUUGCUUCUGACGAGGAUGUUCGGAUACUUUUGGCACAAGCCCAGCCCCCUGCACCAACUCCUUCUGUACCAACAGCUGGAUGGCAGACUAUGGAAACAGGACAAAACCAAACAGAUCCAGUUGGAGCAGGAUUAAAUCUCUUCGGUGGAUCAACAGGGCUUGGACAGUGGAGUAGUGGUGGCAACAACAGUGGUGGUGGUGACCUUUCUGGAGCUUCUUUAUGGGGACCUCCAAACUAUUCUUCAAGCCUGUGGGGAGCUCCAAGUGUGGAAGAUAGCCACAGAAUGGGCAGUCCCACCACUUUACUACCUGGUGACCUUCUGGGAGGAGGGUCAGAUUCAGUCUGAACUUAGAAUUUCAACUCUGACCUCGUGACCUUUUUUUGGAACCGCAGCAGCACUAACUUGACCUUUUUCAACUUGCAAUAAAUACAUUAAAAAAAGGAAAUGAGAAAAAAAAUGGAGAGAGAAGGUGGGUCACAGACAGAUCGUUGUCUGAGCACAUAGUUGCCUCCCUUAUAUAACUUCAGUUUGUGUUUUAUUGAAUCCAAAAAAUUGAACAUAUCACUCUUGAAAUACUUGAAUCAUGAGCGCCAACCUAGAAAGACAAUGUGAAGAGAGUACACAUACCAUUUAAACUGAAAAAAAGAGACAAAAACAUAGUUUGUAGUUUUCCACUUUUUUCAUGUUAUAUGGAAGUUGUUGCUAAGAAACAUAUACUGAAAAAUAGCUUUUUAACUUCGUUUGCACUGGGUGCGUUUCCGUCCUUCAGUCUACCACGGUGAAAAAAACCAUGAACUUGACGGAACCUCACUUUAAAAACAAACAAAAAUUAAAAAAAAAAAACACUUGUGAUUGCUGGUUAAGAGAGACCAGAGUGUUCUGGCACAUGUACUGCGUGUGUGUCCAAUCCAUCAUUUGAAAAGUUACAUAUGGGGCCUCCAGAGGCGCUGCUUCUGUUUGGCAAAGGGAGCAUUGCUGUGACUGGGACAUUGCUAAUGUUACUGUGUUUGACAAAAGAUAUAAGCUGUGCCACGAUUCGUAGUCAUGUUAUAUAGUAAAUGUACAGAGAGCACUGUGGAUUAUAAGACUGCUAUGCAAGACUUUUACCCACACCAGUCAUUUUGUACUUGAAUUCACCUAGUUUAUAGUAUGGAUGGGACAUGCAAAGGCCGACUCAGCUUUGACAGUUUGUCUUAAUUGUAGAAAAGCAAAAAUAUAACACUCAAAUGGAUGAUUUCCAGCUGAGUUAUGAGAACCAUGCCCCCUUACAAGUGAAGAUAAACUGCACAGUACUGUAAUAAGCUGAGCUGGGGUGCAGUCUGUAGACUUGUUAGAAAUUUCAAAAAAGAAAAGGUUUAGCUUUCCUGAUAGAAUCUAUUAGGUCAGAAGCAGGAUUGCAUGCGUUGAGUAAAUAUACCCCCAUGGUGUUAAAGAAUUGGAUGCCUAACCUGUGAAAUACAGUAGGUUUAAUGGUCAAGGGCAGCUAAGAUGAAAGUACUAAACUGACAUUUUUUAAUUGCUCUUACCUGCACUAAUUGAAAUGGGCUUUUAUUUUGUUUUUUAUGGUAAGGGUGAAAUCACAAACUGUUAGCAGGCUAGGAUUUGAGUUUUAUAGACUUUCUUUCACUGCAACACUGUGCAUAUCUUUAGGCAGUCUAAACUGAUGGCAGGAUUUGGUUUGUUGAUCGUAUGUUCAAGCUCUUAGCUGUCAUCAUUGUGUUAAGACGGGGAUACACCUGAGGCAGCAGAGUUCUUCAUAAAAGUCAGUACCAUUCACUACUGCCAGCCUGCUAGUACUGCAUUAUUUUUGGGAGGGAGGACUUGGGUGAAAAGCACUGUUUUGGGAUGUAGCAUUAGUCCAGGCUUUUUCUGUGUUUAGCAGUAUCAUCUGCUCAGCUUGCUUACAAAUCAUUGUAUACAUUUGCUUUUAUGUGAAGGUAAUUCCAGAGCAGUUUUCUGUAGAAUGUCCACCCCCCCUACAAAACCAUCAUUGCUGCUACAUUUUAAAGACAAUUAGUCCUCAGCAAGAAGGUAUUAUCAUAAACAUAGCUUUUGUGGGAGGGGUGGUUAAAAUCUGUAAAUCUUGCUAAAAAUUUUAAUGUUUAUUUCUGACCUCUUACAGCAGGAAAAAUUAAGCCAUUUGCUUAAUGUGUCUUCAUCGCACAGUCCUAUCACCCCAGUCUGGAUGCUGAGUACACCCAGCCAUAAUGUUUACUGUCUGAAUAAGCAUUACUUGUGCCAAACCUCGGUAUGCUAUAAUGCCAGUCUAUCACAGGUGAAAACGUUUACUUAACAAAUGUUCUUAAAAAAACAGUGUGUACUUUUUAAUUUUUGCCCUUUUUUUUCCCCUGUGUGUUACGUAUUUUAUAUGUGUGUAUGUGUGUGCGUGUGUAUUCGCGUACAGAUGUUUGCCUAGGCAAAGUAUAACUAGCAAAGAUAUUUUUUGAAAGUAUUGCACCUUUUUGUUAUGUUUUACUUAUACUGUUGCUUUCUUUGGCUGUAUUAUUUGAAGAAUAUUUUGGAGCAUCAUUGUAGAUUAAGUGGGAAUGUGGAGAUUGUGACUUGAUCGGUCUGAUUAUUUUUUUUUGGGGGGAGGGGGCAGUGUUAAGUGACUCUUGAGGUAAAUAUCAAGAAUUCCCUGUUUAGUUUCCUGCAGUUUAAAGUGCCUGUUAGUGGCUUCCCAUCAUCAGAUGGUUUAGAUUUCCUUUUUCAUUAUUUUCUUUCUGGCUUUUUAGGUGUCCAGAAAGCCUUAUCAUAUUGUACAACCACUUCUAUCCCAAUGCAAAUACUAACUUUUGAAUUCAUAAGCUAAACAUUGUAUGGAGAUCAUGCCGCACUGGUUUUCCAGGAUGAUUGUUUGAACUGUCUUGUAUUGCUGCUGUGAUUUCAGUAGCUCACAUGAGUUUGACAACCAGCCAUGCUGGGCAGCCUUAGCUAGUAGUCCCACAUUCCACACACUUUGAUCAGUACAUACAUAUGUUGGACUAAGUUGAUAUAACUCCAGUAAUUUAGUUGCUGAUUUUUUAAAUGUUAAAAUAACUGAAUUCCCUAAAUAGUGCCACAGUGAAAAUUAGGCAGUAGAUUUAAAGACCUGACAGCAGUUAAGAAAUCAAAAUGAUAAUAACAGUUGUAGUAGAGUCCAUUUUUUUAUUAUAUUUGUAUUCAUUCAUUCCCAUUCUUUGUUUUUGACAGUUGCUUGAAAACUGUUCUAUGGUUCCUGUACCAAAUCUAUUAAGUUGCAUUACAUUCCCAUUUUAAUGGCAUUGUAAUUGUAUUCCUAGUAGAAUAUUCAACGUCGUAAACAUGUAUUGGUAUUUGGGUGGUAGGCAACAGAGGUAAAAAAAAGUUGAAAUGAAUUAAUGGUAGCCCUUACUUUUAAGAUUUUCAGUAAAAUAUGAAAUUCCUGGUAGUAUGUUGGAAACCAUGUACAAAGGUCUUCUGCUGUCUGGAGGCAGUCCCAGCUAUUGGCAAACUGUGCGUGGUCUUUCAUACAGCAGUUAUACAGAAGAUGGAAGAUGAGCCUUGUUGCCUACAGUUUCCCCAUUAAUAUUUCUGUAUAACAUAUGGGAAACUUAUCGAUGUAUGUUGUAAAUAAUUUUAAAAUAACUUUAAGUCUUCUCUGUCUCUCACAUUUGAUUAGUAAAUGUCCUUGGCCAACAUGCAUGCAACACUUGUCUGGUAGCCGUUAACACUAGCUGUGAUGGUCAUUUGUGGCUGUAACACCUUGUUUAAUGCAGUACAAAGUGCUGUGCAAUAAUGAAGCAUCAUUAAUGCAACUAAAAACCUGCAGCCUGUACACAGUUCUGUUCCUCCAUUCACUUAUGGCAGUGUAAGCUAUGUUAAUGUCCUUAAGUUUUUUUUUCCAAUUGUUUCAGGGAAUUUUUACUUGUGUUACUCUGGAUGUUUAACUUGCUGAUUACAUUAAUGUUUUGUAGUUAGGAAAAAAAAAUCAGUCAACAGUGAUUUGGAAAGCAAAAGUCAUUUCUCUUCGUAUUGUUGUUGUUGUUCUGAUUUACUAGUUCCUUGAACUAAGAGAAUGUUAUGGUGGGGGUAGCCCAGGAAAAGAAAUGAAGAUGGUAGAAACUAAAUUAGCAUUUUUGAUCAUUGCAUUGUUUACUUGAUCCUGCAUGGGAGUUCCCAGUGAACAUACCAAAAUGUUUUCUCGCACUUAAAAAUUUCUUAGUUGUGGAUGUGACUUCACUGCAGGGUUGUCAGCAUCUUUUGCAAAGGACUUUUGCUAAGAAGGGUGUACUUGAAGUUGUAUGCAAAGUAAUUUAUUGAUGCAAAAGGAUUUUGCAGUGUAAGUAGCAUAUGCUUAUCUUUUUGGAGGUACAACUGCCAGUAUGCCUUUUGGCUCAUUCCCUUUGAGGUGCAGUGUAGCAUAAAUUCAUGUCCCUUGAUAUUCUGUCAUGACACUCCCAAGCCACUUUUCCUUGGGAAAGUGUUAUACUUCCCUUGUACUGUCAUCUCUUAGUUGUGCACUCAUACUACCUGGAAAUCAGAUUGUUCUGUUUUUCAGUAUCUUGCAUAGUUGGUAGUAGUAGUUGCUAGCUUGUUAUUUUAGGAUUUUGAGGCCUUCUGUCUGCACUGGUAAUAUGCAGCCCCCCAUCCCCCAUCAGAAAAAAAGAAAAAGAUCCUGUGCCUUCUUUGCUGGUGCUUGGCAGUAUGUGUAUCUCAGAUUUUUAACCAGAGUAGGGCUCUUGUGUUUAAUUACUAGCUUUGUGCACCAUUUGCAUCAUUACUCAUUCUUAACUGUAUAAUUCCAGUAUGUAUAAUUAACACUCAGAACUGUUACAUCUAGCAGUGCUUGGCACAGUUGCUUGUGGAUAUCUUAUGGCCAUGCCUUCUAUGAAAAGUAGUACAACUUUGCACUGGAAACAGCUUGACAUUUUUAGUGCUGUGUUGCCAUUGUUCAUUGUUGGUAACAGUGUUUCCAUCAUGGUGAAGGUAGCCCACAUAAGGUACUAGAUCUUUGAUCCAUUUAAGCAGUCAUUGAGGCAUAGUUUUGUGUAUUCUCCCAGCAGAGAACGUGUCCACUUAGUGAAAUUGCAGCAGAUCACUUACAAGUCUUGCCUUUUCCAAAUAGUUUUAGAUCUGUACCCUCUUCUUAGUAUGAUGCACAGUGGAAAGGAUUUAAAAUGCUUGAAAUGAAGGUAUAAUGUUAAGUUAGUGGGAGUAAGACUGAGUAGCAGGAGGGUUCAGUUUUGCCUGGGUUAAAGUUAGAGUGGUGGAGUCCUUUUGAAGAAAACAAAAUACCUUCACCCACCCUUAUGGGCAAAGUGAUGAUGUACAGAAGUUAGGAAGUGCUAUGAAAGGCUGCAAGACAUGUGUGGGGUCUUCACAUCAUUGGGUACCAUGUGUGCUGCUUGUCUCUAGCUAUUAACCCUUCCCAUAAAAUUUCUUUGUGGUCCUGCCUUGUUUUCUCUUUCUGUCCUUUUCCGGCUUCCUAUCAGGUGUUCUGCAAUUUCUUAGCCAUUCUUUGCUCACCUGAUAAGUUUCUGAUCACUUUAUCUUAGUUAUAGUUCAAAGCAUUUUGCUACAGUGAAGUCUGGGUGCUAGAUACUCUUCUUGUUUACGAAAACAAAAUGAGGGGUUAAAUUAACUGUUCUUCCAUUGUCAACUAAAAUAUUAAAAAAGUUAAAUUUAGUAUAAACAAAUGUUAACUCUGGGAGAAUGUAAUUGUGUGUUUUUUUUUUUUUUUAAUUUUCGUUGUUUUACCUUUUUUAGAGAUUCAUUCUCAGGUAUUUUAGGGUAGGAAGGCAGUUAGAAGCAUUCAUUUUUCCAGCCUUUUCUAGAAGUACAGGUACUGCUGAUUUGUCCUAGUGUAAUUUUUUUCCUUCUUUACCACUUGAGACUUUAAAAAAACUAAACUAACUGGAGAGCAACCUCUUCUUUCAUAUUACAAUUAUUUCACAAUCUAGUCCUUACUAGAGGAGCACUUGUACACCUUCUGGCAAAAUGGGUUAACAUGUCAAAACCUAAUUUCAUUAGUUUUUGUGUGCAUGUGUACUGUGUGCUUCAGUUAGUGCUGUUUUGUUUACAAAAAGCCUCGGAGAUUUAAAUGUUUAUUUGAGUUUUAAGUUGUUUUUGUUAAAUGAAAAUAGCCCUGUGUUUGUCACCCAAAUAUAUUGUGUUUGGGCUUACCGUUGUUAUUUAGCUAUAGAGAAGUGUUACGCUGCUCUAUUUUUGUGUGUGAUAGGAAGUGAUAUAUAGUCAGAUGUGACAGCUGUAGUUGUCAAGAGAAAGAUAUUAAAAGGUAAAAAUGUCAACUGUUUUUAAACCAGGUGGUAAAAGUGAAAAACUGGGAACUUGAGUUUUACUGCUGCAGAGAUCAGCCUCAUUGAUGGGAGGAUUCUAGAAUCUGUUGAUCUAUUUUCUGAUUUUUUUCUACCUCCCCUUGUCCUAAUGUGAGAGUUUAGAAUCCUAUGCAGUAGGUAGAUUGGACACACUCAAUUGCCCGUAGGUGUGAGUGUGUGUGUGUGGUAUGGUAUGGAAGAACAGCCAUGGCAGGACUAGCCCAACUGGUGGUGUGAACCUUAUCUCUAUAUGAUUGUCACUGUUAGAGUGACACCCCAAUGAUCCCAUGUGUAAAAAUGGGAAAACUGGUUAUGGAUGGGAUGAUCAUCCAGAGAGUAGCCAGGAGAUCUGAACAUUAUGUUCAGGUAGAAUGCUUGCUCUGUCUCGUUCUCAUGCUCUCACACUCACUCCCUUGCUAUUUUGGGUUUCUGACUAAUGUUAUUUGGCUAUCCUGUGCAGUGUGAUCUACUGCUGGCCUGUCAAUAUCUCUAGAAAAUCUCCGUUCAAAAUACAGUUGGAAAAAAAACUUAUGAAUAUAAGUGCCUCAGUGAAUGUAGGGGGUAGCUGUAUUGUUAUGUGAUUUCAUUCCUGUUCCUUAACUGAGCAUUUUGUACAGAGGUUAAUUUUGUUACUUAUACAGCUCUCUGUGUUUUAUAACAUAGCUGUACGAAGUACUUAUGUUUGUUAAUGUAAGUAGAGGAAUUUUGGGGGCAAUUUUCAUUCCAGUUGGGUGCCUCAUCCUGUUAGCUAGAACAAGCUAGCUGACACUAACUGGCUUACAGUGUUUGAAGGAUGCAGUCUGAGAAGAAUAUGUAUAUAAUUGUGUCAGGUCUGUGACUGAGAAAGUUAUGUAUUGUUUAAUGAAGAUGGUAGUCUUGGAUCAUAAUUGUAGCUGACAUUGUUUGGUAUUCGCACUAGACAGCUAGAAGAAAUAUGCAAGUAGUGAGUAAACUGCAUGGCUUCUGACACAACAGCGGUUAAGAAUAUACUGUGCAGUUGAUCUUUUCUUCUGGUCUGUUUUUCUCUCGAGAAGUUGGAUUUACCAUCCACAAAAAUUUGGCACUUUCUACAUGGGGAGGGUGAUAUGGGGUUUCCUACAGUUUGUCUAGCAGGUCAGUAUGAGAUGUUGUUUUAGGUUGUCUUUCUACAUUUGCAUUAUCUAACCUUCGUUUUAAUAAAACUGAUUCAAACAUCAGCAUUUUGGGAAACGUGGACCAAUAAAUAAGAUCUGCCCUGCUUAUUUUACACUAGUUACCUCUGAGAUGCAAGGUGUGAUGCACGAUUACUCAGAUGAUCAGUCCGUUUUGAAUUAGAAAUUUGCAUUAGUGCCAUUGUGUGCUCUUCUGAGGAGGGACUGCAUUUUUCUGAGUAAUAUGUGCAGAGCUAAUAGGUAGUUGCAGGCGUCUUUUUCUACCUGUCUUUGUUUUGGUCUUCCUUAUCUUCUGCCCCUUUAUUUUUUAUGCCUAAUUCAACUCCUGAACUUUAAGACCUGCUGAGAAUUUUUUGGGGCACUUUUUGUUACAUGCAUAUCCCUCACAAGUAGCUAAAAUCAGGUUGUUUUAGGUUUGCAUCCUCAUUGCUUUUUCCUGGAUAUUUUUAAAUUAACAUGUUCUUAGGAUUGUCCCCUUGAGGUUGUAAAUUUUAAGGUUCAUCCAUUUGUGGUCAGUGAACACGGUUUGAAACUAUAUUUGUUCUAGUUAGUACUACAGGUUAUCACAUUAGCAACUACUUAGAAUUCUAGGCCUCUUGGACAUAGCCUUAGUGCCCAUUGCUGCUGCAGAUUUGACCCUUUGACACAGAGUUCCAAGAAGUUGCUUUCUUCUAAAGCUAAUAGUUAUUAUCUGUGAUAGAUGGAAGGUGAAAGAAUUAGCACUAGUUGUGGUUUUGUUUUUCACACUAUCAGGCAUUAGCAUGAGUUAAGUAACCAUAUAGCAUUACUUGGAAUGUCUGAGUUAAGAAAGGCCAUAGUGACACCUAUUUUUGAGAUGCCAUAUUUUUGUCUUGUUAGAAGAUGGGCUGCUAGAUGGUCUUGUCUUUUAUUCUGUGGUUUUCUUCUUAGUGGUUUGCAAAUUGUGAAGAGCAGACUAAUAGCUGUUUUUAUAUGUAUUUUUUCAGGAGAUAUUUUGUUACAACUUUCCCUACUGCCUCAUGAAUCUUGAUGUGCGUUUCAUGUUGUUGCUAAGAGAUUGUAUCUUAAAUAGCAAGAAGUACUCUGCUGCCUUGUUUGUUUUUGCCACUCUCAUUUUCUUUUCUUUUUUGACACAUUUCGUAUACUUGAAAUUUUCUUGGCAUGACUGAAAGAUGAAUGGUUUAUGUAGAUAAUUUGUACGUACAUGUGUAUGCAUACAUCCAUGCAUAGUAGUGUAAACACCUGGGUGGGAUUCACUUUUAUCAGUGACUUAUUUCAGUGUGUUUUGAAUCUGUGUAGCUCAGUGCAGCAUAUUUAAAAGGGAACAGCUUAUGUACUUCUGGUGACAAAACCAUUUGUACUAAUACAGAUGAAAUUUAGUAGCGUAAGCUACUAAGUUUGUAAGGAGUGCAUUGUUAACCCACCUUUUUUGAGGAAGUUGCUUGGAGUUUGUUGUGUAACCCAAAAACUGCACAGGCCUUGCAGUUCGGAUGACUUUCUGAUAUGCUUAGACAAGGAUUAAUUGGGUUGCUGCUGAUGAAAGGCUGACUUACAUAUGAAUCGGUCAUGUGUUUUUUGUUAGGCUUCUCCUCUGUAACUGGCUGAAGAAUCAUACUGUUCUUCCAUACUUUAUAAUGGGGGGGCUGUGUGGUGGUAAAAUUGUUUUUAAUGGUGGAAGUUUUGUGUUCAGGAAAAUGCAAUUCAGAAUUGCAUUAACACCGUCGGUUUAGAGAGGGUUAAAGAAGUUGCUAAGAGUGAAUCUUAGAAUCUGUUAACAAUUUCUGACUGACUUGGUUGUCCAGUGAGAAUGGUAUGGGGGCAAAAGGCCGUGUCUUUUACCAGCAGUCACUUGAGAUAAUGCCAGAAAUGUGCCUUUGUACUGUGUGGUAAUAGUUAUCUGUAUAGACUAGCUGUAAGUUGGGUUGUUUGGGUUUGAGCAUUGAUGCACUGGGCAGUAUCUUGUUCAGUUCAGCACCGUACUUGCGCAUGACAUUUUGUCAUGUGUUUGGAAGUAGUAGUAAAUUUUGUACAAUAAAACUGCUGUCCUCAUUUUAAGUGCUGUAGCAUCUAAACAAAUGCAGUUAUUGUCAGCAGUAUUUCACACAAAUUUUGGCAAACUAAAAGUACUUGGCUUAAACUUUUGGCAGUUUGGUGAAACUUUAUCUGUUAAAGACACAAAUGCUUUGGGUCUAGAUGAAGGAUUCAUCUUUCCAAAGAAGAAGCAUGUUGUGUUUUUUAUGUAAGGCAUGUACAGUAUCUACUGAGAAGAAAUUGCUUCAACAAUGUUAGUGUACAAAACAAGUUUACAAAACCAUCACCCAGUUUAUCUGAAAUACUUAAGUCUGUCACAUGGUAUCAUGCAUUUUUUAAUCCCUUGACUUCAGCACAGUGAUAUUGCUAUUUAAAGGAACAGGGUAUUAUGAAAAUGUGUAAUUAUAGAUAAGGGUCAACAAUUUUCAUUAAAAAAAAAUCACUUUGUGAGAAGCAAGAUGUGCAGUUGAUGUAGUGAAGUGUUUAAAAUAGGAUUUGAAGUAUUUUUUCAUAUAAAUUCCAUAAAAAGCUACUAUAUGUCCUUUUUGUAGUUUACUAUGGAAAUAAAUGUGUGGUGUCUCCUUUUCAGUAUUUUUGUUUGAAGUUCUGACUACUGAGUACCAUGAAAUAUAAAUGCUAAACCAGUAUGGCAGGCUACUGUUGCUGCUUUCUCCACAAUAACUGCAUUUCUAUAGGCUGCCACGUUGAAACUUUUGCCCUCACAAGUUUGUUUUAUGCAACAAACAGUGAUAAGGAAGUUCUGAUGGCUUCAUUCUCAUUCCUCUCAAAUGGCCUUGAAAUGUAUUAUUAUUAUGCAAAUGUGAAUUUUUUUAUAUUGAACUGCGAAGAGUUAAAAAAAAAGUCCCAUGUGUGGUUGGGAAUGCUUUGAGUUUUUUUUUUUUUUUUUUUUGUUCUUUCAGUUAAAACUGUUAACUAUGCAUUCUGCAGAGGGUGAGGGUCAGUUUUGCUUAAUGUUCACCAGUUUUCUGUGUCCAUGCUACCUUACAAAAAGGGCUUUCUGAAAAGCACAGAAAAAUCUGUGCUAAUCUGUUUCGGUAGAUCUACAAACAGACUGCAUAGGGUGGAUGCCAGCAGGGUGAUUAGCCAGUGCAGGAAUGUGACAGGAGGUACUCAGAUUGUUACCACAUUACAGAGACCACAGUAAGUUUUGAUUUUAGCAGAAUUAUGGAGAGAAAUGAGAGGUAGGUUUAUGGAUAUUGUAUGUUUUAGAUGAAGUCAUCUAAAUCCUCUUCCCCAUCCAUAGCACAUACAUUUCUUUUAAUUUUAAACACACAACUUUAAAAGAGAGCCCCAAUCUUGUAUCAUUUACACACUUAGACUUAACACCAGUUCCAGUGUAUUAUUUGAAUGGCCCUUUUUAAAGUUCAGUUUAGUAGCAGAGCGACUUCGUUUUGCAAGUCCACACAAUGCAUAUUCUGUAACCGUAGUCUUAACUGAAGUGUGAGAGUAGAGAGUAAAUUUUUAGUCAUUGGUGGUCUGUCAUCUGCAUUUUGGUUCUGUCUCAGAAGUACAUGCAAGCAAGGAAGUGCUCUUACAGUUUUGAAGAGCAAGAAACCCCAUAGCUCAAAUCACUAAAAGGUCAAUUAACUGUCUUGUUGCACUUUGUGGUGGUAGAAAUAAUUUGUUGAUGUGCUGAUAUGAAACCUAUUCAGAGUUUUACUGUGUUAUUGUUAAAGCAUUCUUUGCACAGCCAGCAUGCUACUGUGCUGCCUUUUAAAGGGGAGUAUUUGUUUGGCCAGCAAAAAUACUGAUUGAAUAUCCCCAUUUCCUGUUUAUAUAAUGGGUGUGCACCUGUAUACUUGCAUAUGUGUGUAUGAUACAUGAAUGAGAACAGAUGUCUUGAUUGUAUUUUAUUGUUCGUGUUCAUGAAAACGGUGCUUUUAUGCUGAAGUUUUUACCUGUGUCUGUGCCACAGUAAAAGGAAAGUAGCAUCUUAAAUAAGUUUACACACUGGGGCUUAUUGGUUUUAUGUCAUGAUGCAUUGAUGCUCUGUAGUGUUGGAGGCAUUUCAUUUAAAUAAGCAGUUCCUUGAACAGUGUUAAAAGGCAAGCCUGUUUUCUCAUCCUUUUCUCCCUGUUGGCAUUCUGGGAGAGCUGACAAUGUAAUAUAAAGAAGGAUGAGUUUUUAUGAGAGGCACAUUAGCGAAUGUAAGCCAUUUGCAUUACCAAACCCAAUUUCCUUGCUACAUCCAAUGAGAACAGACAUUAGCAGCCCCCCCAUAGUCAAGUGCAGGGCUUACUUGUCCCUGUACUAGAAUAAACUUAAAGUAAUUUGGACAGCUACAAAACUAAUAUUUUGUAACUAAAAAGUCUAUGUACUCUGUGGAGUAAUCAUUAAAACAGGACUGAGUCAACAGGACAUUUGAAAACUUCAAGUGUAUGCAAAAACUUUAGUAAAUUUUGAUCAGGACAGUCAGCCUGUCUUGCUGUUAUGAGCAAAGUUUGCUAUAAGUCUGCUUAACACAGCAAGGCAAACAGUUUAACUAAUAUGCAUUGCAGAGCAUUGAAUCUCAGUGUCUAUGACCUUUGUCAUCUGUGGGGAAGUAUAAUACUUGUAGUUAGCAUAGCAGCCUACAAAAGGAGAAAUAUACUGUGGCUGCUACAGGAAGUAAAAUGGAUAUCUACGUGUAUAGAUGCAACUUGGAGCUAAUCCCAGACUUGUGUGUCGGAUCCAUUAUAUAGUUCUCUUCAGUGUAAAAUUAUCGCUCUGUUCUGCCACUUUACUGUCUAGGAUUUUUUUGUGUGUGUAGGAUUUUGCUUGUUUAAAAUAUAUUGAAUCUUUGUAUUGUGUAAGAAGCUGAUUUGGCUCAUUGUGUAUGAAUGUUGGUAAUGUGUUUAGUUUGAGAGAUUUAGGGAGAAAAGCAAAAUAUAUAUAUAUAUAUAUAUAUAUAUAUAUAUAUAUAUAUAUAUAAUAUAUGUCUAAAACUAAGUGCUUGAGCACACUGCCGCCACAAAUAUUUUAACUGUUUGUACUGUGUUCCUGAUUUCCUCUGCAGCCAAAGUUGGAUCAGUCCAAAUUGGUUAGUCCAAAAAGUAUAUAUAAUCUCCAGAACAUAUUGCAUGUUCUAAUUUUAAAUGCACAGGGUGAUAUUUAAAUUUAAAUGCACAACUGGAGUUGAAAAUGUAAGGUAAUAUAUAUGCUGUUAGAAGAGAUGUACUAGAAAACUUAAAUUCAGCUUUUCAGAGUAUUCAGGGUGGAGCUGUAAAAGUGCAGUUUAUUGUUAAUGUAUGCAGAACUUACAUUUGUGUCUUAUGUAUGGCAGUUAAAGGAAUGCUGUGUGUUGAGUGUGUAUACAUAUAUUUAAUUUAUAUAAAUGUGUGCAUGUGUCAAGAAUUUGGUGAGAGACAUUUUAGAGUAGCAUUUUUUUUAAUGUUUGUUCUUGAAAAUGGCUUGUAUUUAAAUAUGACCAAAACUUCUGUGUGUGUGUGUGUGGGGGGGGGGGGGGUUUGUUUUCCCAUCAAAAAAAUAAGUGGGCAUUUCUAAUUUCUAGAGACAGAUUGGUAUCCUUUUGAUGCCUGUAUAAGCAAGAUUGUAGAAGAACCUUAAUGAAAACAGCUAGAAAUGCUUAUGCCAUGAAAAGCUGACUUUAUAGUGUUCACCAGCACCAUCACUUCUGUAGCCUAGUUGGAACUCUUGGAAAAGGUAAAUGCUGAAUAACUUUGUAGAAAACUGAAAGCCACCACAGGAAACAUUUGUCUGUAGGUAUAUCUUUCUAGUAUGGUUUUUGAUCCUCGUAAAGAGCAGCACUUUUUAAUCCUUAGUAAAGUUUCUGUGGGUGUACAUGCUAUGUACCACCUUAAUUCAUUAAACAUGAAAAAAUCAGGGAUGGUGCACAUUACAUCAGCAGGUCUGAUUUGACUCUUAAUUUUAUGCCCCUUGCAUUGCUUUUUUGGACUUCUGUACUUGGACACAGAAACAACUGCACUUUGGUGGCACAUUUAGCACAAAAGACCAACCCUUUUAUAGUGUAGUGGUACUUAAAAUCACUGGCUCACUUAAGAAACAAAUGUUAAACUCUACUAAUGUAAAAAUAAGCUGAAAAUAUUGCAUUUGUGUGUUUUGCCAUAGCAGGUACUGUAUUUCUUAUGCUGGAUUUCAAAAGGGUGACAUUUUUAUGAGUGCAGCAGUUUAAGAAUAAGGAAUUAAAAGUCAUUGUCAUUUCAUUGAAACUGAGACAUGUUGUAAAUGCAUAUAUUAAACUUUCUGAAGUUUUUUGUUUUGCUUUUAACUACAGCUUUUUUUUUUUUUUUUUUUUUUUUUUGAAGACAUGAUUGUAUUAUGUGCAACUCAGUUGCUUACAUUAUAACUACAAAAAUAUUUUGGUUCCUGGAAAAGAAAUAAAAAUUAAUGUGUUUGGCUGCUAAGCAUUGAAA
Messenger RNA from Protopterus annectens (West African lungfish), 18828 nucleotides. RefSeq names its product trinucleotide repeat containing adaptor 6B (gene TNRC6B). Gene Ontology annotation, molecular function: nucleic acid binding. The record is from RefSeq and is a predicted model, not a curated record. Gene Ontology annotation, biological process: positive regulation of nuclear-transcribed mRNA poly(A) tail shortening; miRNA-mediated post-transcriptional gene silencing. Bases 1 to 5322 code for a protein of 1773 amino acids. Gene Ontology annotation, cellular component: P-body; nucleoplasm. NCBI's taxonomy places the organism in Eukaryota, Metazoa, Chordata, Ceratodontiformes, Protopteridae. The transcript has 20 exons.